CAGUGUAAAUCACUGUAAAAACGAAAAUAAUGAAGUCCUUUAUUUCGAUGGCUCUCUUUGCGGGUAUAAUUGCCCUAACCAAGGCUGAAGAUUAUGCUUGCCACGAUAAUGUGACUUUCGGCUGCAGCACCGCUGCAGCGAAUCCUGUUAUUUGCCAUUCCCUCUAUGCUGGGAUUGAGAAUGUCGAGUCCAGCAUUCAAUCCUACAUCAACUUGAAUAUGCACAAGUCUUAUCAAUACCUUUUGAUGUCCACCUUCUACAACUCCUACCAAAAGAAUCGUCCUGGCUUCACCAAGCUCUACAAAGAAAUGUCGGACCGCUCAUUCGACGAUGCUAUCGAGCUGAUUAGGCAUGUCACCCGCCGUGGCGGUCAAGUUGACUUCCGUGCUAUCAGCCAACACCCCAACUCGGUUGCUAACAGCAAAUUGAAAUUGGAGGAAGAUGAAUUGCACUCAUUGGGCAUCGCUUUGGAUGUUGAGAAGACCUUGACCGACGGUGCCACCCAUGUGCACUACGAAGCCACCCAUGGACGCCCACAUGACCCACAAACCGCUCAUUUCGUGGAGGAGAAAUUCUUGGGCAGACAGGCUGAGUCCAUCCGCAAGGUUUCCGGCUAUGUCAACGAUUUGUCGAAGAUCAUGAACAAUCCCGACCCCUCAUUGGGUGUCUACCUGUUCGACCAGUACUUGGAAAAGCAGUAAGCGCCAGCAUCGCAGAGUAAAGCACGUAGCGAUUCGGAUGUUUUGAAUUGCUGUUGAUUUGAAGUUCGUGCGGGAGACCGACAUAUAUCCUUCGACUAUGAAACUAUACGUAUUUCUUUAACUGCAAACAACCGAUACGGAAACAUUGUAAUUAAAUUUUAUAUAAAAACAUGCAGAUUCCAGUUGAGCGCAUUUACAUUAGUACAUACAUAUGUGCAUAUGUAUAUUAUUUAUGGCAGUAAAUUCCAACAAAACUCUGCUUUGACACAAACAAAGGCGCAUCUUCAAAACAGUUCAUUUAUUUAGUAUUAGAACCGAGUGCUAUCAAAUUUUUAAAAAUUAAAAAUUACAUAUAUUAAACGAAACUUAAAAAUAUAUAAAA
Rhagoletis pomonella (apple maggot) is the source of this 1083-nucleotide messenger RNA. Its product is annotated as soma ferritin-like. The record is from RefSeq and is a predicted model, not a curated record. Bases 30 to 701 code for a protein of 223 amino acids. Gene Ontology annotation, cellular component: cytoplasm. Lineage: Eukaryota; Metazoa; Arthropoda; Insecta; Diptera; Tephritidae. The transcript is spliced from 3 exons. Gene Ontology annotation, molecular function: ferric iron binding; ferrous iron binding. Gene Ontology annotation, biological process: iron ion transport; intracellular iron ion homeostasis.